This is a messenger RNA of Recurvomyces mirabilis, 1560 nucleotides long. RefSeq lists its product as uncharacterized. Gene Ontology annotation, molecular function: protein kinase A catalytic subunit binding; cAMP-dependent protein kinase inhibitor activity; cAMP binding. NCBI's taxonomy places the organism in Eukaryota, Fungi, Ascomycota, Dothideomycetes, Mycosphaerellales, Teratosphaeriaceae. Gene Ontology annotation, cellular component: nucleus; cAMP-dependent protein kinase complex. Gene Ontology annotation, biological process: negative regulation of cAMP-dependent protein kinase activity. The record is from RefSeq and is a predicted model, not a curated record. The transcript has a single exon. Bases 1 to 1560 code for a protein of 519 amino acids.
AUGUCCACCAAACACACCACUUCCUCAACCCACCCGGACCUGGCCCGCGAGAUCCAAGCUCUCGAGCGCGAAGCCAGCAAACAGCAACCGUCGGACAUCCUCCAAUUCUGCUCCAACUUCUUCCACCGCCGCCUCGAGUCGCAGCGCCACGAGUUCCUGCUCGCGCAGCAUCAGCAUUCCAGCGCUGCGGGGCGCGGCAUGAUGGCCGAGAGCACCUUCCCGGGCAGCAAUCCCUUCGGUGCGACGUCAGGCUCAGGCAGUGGCAGUGGACCGAGUAGUGGCGGUGUGGGAUCUGGUGGGCCCGUAGGAAGUCUCAGUCCCGGCGCGCCUGCCGUUGGUGGAAGUGGUGGUGGUGGCGGGGCAGGUGCGAGGGGCAUACAUUCCGUUGCGGAAGAGGAGGAGCAUGAAUUUGCCAGUCCGACUGCCACUCAUUUCCCCCCCAACCCACUCUCCAGCCCUUCAUCUCACGACGACACUAGCGCUGCGAACAACACAUCCUCCACCAACGGCGGUUUCGGCAAUUUCGGCUUCGCUCCGUCCGCUGCUCCACGCAACAACAACAACAACCCUCCUCCCUCUGGCUCAGCCGGCGCCAUGGAAAUCAAUGCAGGAAGCCCCGGCAGCUUUCCAAGCAACUACAACAUGACACGCCGCACCUCUGUCAGCGCCGAGUCCCUCGCCCCGGCCUCCGCGGACGACAAUAACUGGAAAGCUCCCUCCUACCCGAAAACACAAGAUCAGAUCCACCGUCUCCGCCAGUCCGUAAGCCAUAACUUCCUCUUCUCCCACCUCGACGAUGAGCAGGCGAAUCAGGUACUUGGUGCGCUGCAAGAGUACAAAGUGCCAGCCAAGGACGUCCGAGUGAUCGUGCAAGGCGACGCGGGUGAUUACUUCUACGUGGUCGAGGACGGCAACUUCGACAUCUACGUCUCCAAGACCGGGCGCGUGGAAUCCGGCUCCGAUGGCCUAGGCUCACGCGUCGCGGCCUCGGGACCAGGAACAUCCUUCGGCGAACUAGCACUCAUGUACAACGCCCCUCGAGCCGCCACAGUCGUGAGCACGGAGCCCUCCAUCCUCUGGCGACUCGACCGUAUCACGUUCCGCCGCAUCCUGAUGGACUCUGCUUUCCAGCGUAGACGAAUGUACGAGUCGUUCCUCGAAGAAGUCCCGCUCCUCUCCUCCUUGACGCCCUACGAACGGUCCAAAAUCGCCGAUGCGCUUGAAACACGCAAAUAUCCAAGCGGUAGCACCAUCAUCCGUGAAGGCGAUGUGGGAGACAAGUUUUACAUUCUGGAGUCUGGCUCGGCCGAGGCGGUGAAGAUGGGUAGUGUGGGCACGAGCACGAAUGUGGUUAAACAGUAUGAGAAGGGUGAUUACUUUGGUGAGCUAGCUCUGCUGGAUGAUCGACCUAGGGCGGCUAGUGUGGUUAGUACGACGGAGGUCAAGGUCGCUACGCUUGGUAAAGAUGGUUUUCAAAGGUUGCUUGGGCCUGUGGAGGGGUUGAUGAGGAGGGAUGAUCCGAGACGGGGUGGUGAGGAGAGUGUUGGGCCGAGAGGUUAG